AUGGACGGGUUCAGCGUACCGGAGUACCAGGCGACACAAGAUGAGGGACACGUGUUUAUCGAUGUUCGAUGUGUUGCUAGGAUGGCAGGUGGAUGGACGGGUAGGCAGAAACCGAACAUUGCGGUGGAAGGAAGGAUCUUUGGGUUGCAUUUCGAUGCGUAUUACUUACCGCUUGUGCUGCCGGGUAGCGUAACGAGGCCGGAUUCGGAUGCAGAGGCUGUGCGCCUCGUACAAGCGGCCAAGUGCGAAUCGAGCAGCUCCAAAGAGCACGUGUCGUGGCGAGUGACGCUCAACAAGGUGCAGCCUGGUGAGCAUUUUGACGGGUUGGAACAGGUGCAGCCGCAACUCUUACCGGAAGACCAGCUGAAACACGCAUUGAUGGAUGCAGAACAGUCCAAGGGAUUCUUCGAGCCGCCUCUUGCCAGUGCUACAAGCUCAGCGGUGGGUGUACGGGCAGUCGAGGGUGCAUCGGUCGACGAGGCGGCUAGAGCACUUUUGCAGCAAGCCAUGCAGAAGCAGGGCUUGACAUCGGUCAACGACGAUGAUGGCGAGGGUUCAAUGGAGGAUCGCAUGCCAGUGAUGCAGAAUGUGGGUCCAACGAACGAAGUCAGCAGUGUGGAAAGCGGAGGAGGGCUCGGGUUUGGGUUCGGCUGGAAGGGCAGCUUUGGUGGUGCGUUGAUUCCGGGCGGCUGCGCAGACAAGCGGAAUGUGCUCGAAGUGUGCGAUCCGAAGUCUGUAGACCCGGUAGAGCGCGAGAAGCAUGCGAUAGCGUUUGAAGAGGAGAGAUGGGAUGAAGGGAUAUACAUGGACAACUUUCUCGAUAUCGACGAUGAGCUGGCGCCUGUGCUGCGCUUUCAGCCCACCAUCCCCCCACGCACGACGUCGUCUGCCGCCUCGUCAGCCGAUGCAAGCGUCGACGUCGAGACAAUAGCGUUGGUGCUACAGCUGGUUUUCGCAUACAGCUACGACGAACGCACGAAUCAAGCCGAUCCUACAGUCGAAUCCGGCUGGACUAUCGCCAAGCUCUCCCGUUGCCUCUCAAGCUCGGUUCCUGCUCACCCAACCAAUAGCACCUCGUUGGAAUCCGUCAUAUUGUCCACGCUCAUCGGAUGCGUACGUCGAGCGCUGACCAUGCCGCUCUACCGACACUGGCAACUAGCCAUCGCGUGCAUCCACGACACGCUCCAUCAUCUCGACGCUGGCCAAUCGCACCUGAUCGACUGCCUCGUCGCCAUCGAAUCCCGCCUCAAAACUGGUCAAGAUGACGUGCUUUGUCGUUUAGCAGAGAUCUGGCUCGCACCUUUGAUAGCGCACGUGCCAACCACUGCUCAUUUGGACGUAGCAGCAACGUGUAUCAGGUCAGUGAUGCGAACAGGCCGCGUCAUUACAAAGGAGAAUGUCGGCCAACAGUGGGAUCUGCAGGUGUUGGAAGAGGCCGCCCAGCAAGCGUACCAAGAUGGUGAGGGAGGAUUUGUGUGA
Messenger RNA from Mycosarcoma maydis (corn smut), 1479 nucleotides. RefSeq lists its product as uncharacterized. The record is from RefSeq and is a predicted model, not a curated record. Gene Ontology annotation, biological process: box H/ACA snoRNP assembly. Gene Ontology annotation, cellular component: cytoplasm; nucleoplasm. Lineage: Eukaryota; Fungi; Basidiomycota; Ustilaginomycetes; Ustilaginales. The transcript has a single exon. Bases 1 to 1479 code for a protein of 492 amino acids.